AUGGCAAUUCAACACUCUAUCAUCUUACUUGCUUUUCUUAUUCAAUUCUCAUCAUUAUACUUCCCCUCGCUCGGAUACGAUGAACAAGACAUAUACUUCAUCAGUUGUGGAUCAGAUAGCAACGUUACUGUUACUGAAAGUAAUAAAGUUUAUAUUGGGGAAUCAAACCCCAACUACCCUAAAACAAGUUUCAGCAAAAGCUCCAUAGAAACCAGUCAAUCAUCAGUGCCUUCACCUCUCUACCAAACAGCAAGGAUAUUUCAUUCCGAAUCUUUAUACGAGUUCAAAACCGUACCAAACAACACCUACAUGGUACGUUUCCAUUUCUUUUCAUUCUCUUCACCACUUAACCUUUCCACUGCAAAAUUCACCGUUUCAGUCCCUGGUUUCAUUCUGUUACAAAAUUUCGAUGCAAAAAACACCACCAACUCUCCUUUAGUAAAAGAGUAUUACCUUAAAAUCAUCAGAAAAAAAUUCAAAAUCACGUUCACACCUCAAAAAGCAUCAUUUGCCUUUGCUAAUGCAAUAGAACUCUUUAUGCUCCCUGUUCAUUUAAUCCCCGACUCAAUCGCGCUUUUCCAUUACAAAGAGUCUACUGGCAGAAACUUAUCUACUUAUAGUAAUGAUUUCCUCUCUCGAUCGUUGGAAACCAACCUCCGUCUUAAUGUUGGUGGCGGAAUUGUUAAUAGAGAAACUGAUACACUAUCAAGAGAAUGGUUACCAGAUGACAGAUAUAUAACUGAUCCCCAAAACGCUAAGAAUGGUUCCUUUGAAGGUGAUAUUAAACGCACUGCAAAUGAUGAAUCUGUUGAUUCAAAUUCAAAUAAAUACAUAGGUCCAGAUAUUGUUUAUAAAACUGCCAAAGUGAGUGUUAAUGUGAUCAACAGACUGGUCUUACAACUUUCAUUCUCUUCGUUUGACAGUUAUGUUAUAAAUGUAAAUGAUAACCAAAGUUUGUCACUACAGAUGCCUUAUUAUUAUGAUUUUGUGGUUCGUUCAGACAGCUCAGGACUAUUGAAGGUUAGCGUAGUACCUAAUACUUCGGUUGAGGUUGCUAGACCGAAUGCUUUUUUAAACGGGCUAGAACUAAUGAAAGUGAUUGAAUCAUCAGGCCCAAUUCCCAAUGAUGAUUCGGAUUCGAGGAAGAUUAGUCUUCCUGUGGUGGUGGGUUCGGUGAUUGGAGGUUUACUUUUGGUUUCUAUGGUGGUGGUUUUGUUUCUUUGGAUUAGUAAAAUCAGGAAACAAAGGCCUGUUGAGAAGUCCGAAUGGUUGCCUAUUCCAGCUGCCAGAGGAGGAAGUUCUCACAGCAGAUUAACUGAUGCAACAACAAUUCAAGGCUCGCCUUUACCUAACAUAAACCUUGGAUUGAAAAUCCCUUUGCUUGAUCUAUUAAAAAGGCUCACAAAUUUUUACUUGAAACUGUGA
Molecule: messenger RNA, 1425 nt
Organism: Medicago truncatula (barrel medic)
Lineage: Eukaryota; Viridiplantae; Streptophyta; Magnoliopsida; Fabales; Fabaceae
Product: probable receptor-like protein kinase At2g23200
Biological process (GO): protein phosphorylation
Molecular function (GO): transmembrane receptor protein tyrosine kinase activity
Source: RefSeq, a predicted model, not a curated record